AUGAUAGAAUGCCAUCGGGGUCGACCUCAGGAUAGGAUGGCUGGUGGUAAAGAGGAGUUCAAUGCAUUUUUCUACUCCCUUGUGUCUACAGAUACUCAGGAAAUGUACUACUCAACUAAAAGGCAACAGUUUUUAAUUGAUCAAGGUUAUAGCUUUAAGGUAAAACUUUCUAUUGCGUCGCUGAAUUUAGUCUGUGUACAUGCUUACUAG
This is a messenger RNA of Ilex paraguariensis (yerba mate), 210 nucleotides long. The record is from the annotation of a GenBank genome assembly. Lineage: Eukaryota; Viridiplantae; Streptophyta; Magnoliopsida; Aquifoliales; Aquifoliaceae.